Gopherus flavomarginatus (Mexican gopher tortoise) is the source of this 1425-nucleotide messenger RNA. RefSeq names its product ripply transcriptional repressor 1 (gene RIPPLY1). Gene Ontology annotation, biological process: embryonic pattern specification; negative regulation of transcription by RNA polymerase II. The record is from RefSeq and is a predicted model, not a curated record. The transcript is spliced from 4 exons. Gene Ontology annotation, cellular component: nucleus. Lineage: Eukaryota; Metazoa; Chordata; Testudines; Testudinidae. The coding region runs from base 167 to 682 and encodes 171 amino acids.
CGCAGCCUCCCGCUGAGCUACUAUUUACUCAACUGGGGCAUGCUGGACACCCUGGGACCUCCUGCUCUCCCCCCUUCCCCAGCCCCGACCAGGCCGGGAGGGCUAUAAAGGGCUCCUAGGACAGGCCGGAGAGAGAGACCUCGCUCCUUCUUUGCCAGCUCACGUCAUGGAAGCUUCUGUCCAUGCUCCCCUCGGGCUGGCCGGCUGGCUCCAGGGCCCCCUGGGUGCCUGGGGCUGCGGGCACCCUGUGCAGGGCCGAGAACAAGGCGGAAGAUCCCCUCCUCUCUGGAGACCCUGGCUUCCCACUGCAAAGGAUCUGUGCAGGCAGAGCAGGGACCAGACGGACCCGGCCCGUGGCAGCGAGAUGCUGGUGGAUGGUGGCUCAGGCAAGGCAUCAGCACUGUUCCGGCACCCUGUCAGACUCUUCUGGCCCCGCUCCAAGUCCUUCGAUUACCUGUACAGUGAGGGGGAGAAGCUGCUGGAGAACUUCCCCGUACAAGCCACCAUCAGCCUCUAUGAGGACUCCGACAGCGAGGAAGAGGAAGAGGAGGAAGGCUUGGGGGAGGAAGGGCAAGUGGAGGAGGGGGGGCAGCAGGCGGAGGAGUCUGUGUUACAGCAGGAGGCAGGCUGCCGUCAGGGGCCAGCUGGGGCCAGCCAGCCAAUAAAGCUGUGUCUGAAGUGACCCCCACAGUGCCCAGCGUACCUGGGCAAGACUCAGCUGUGGGGAUAAAUGCCACACCACCUUCCCCAGUGCUGCCAGCAAAGGAGCUUGCCAGAGACUCCACCCCACGGUGCCAGGACCCCAGCCCUUGCUGCCCUACACCAGGGUGUGUGUGUGUGGUGAUGGGGGCCAGAGGGUUGUUUGGAAGCAUUUUCAUGUCUCUCCACUAGGGGGCACAGUUCAAACUCCAAGCUAGUCCUGCUGGAGGUGAGAGGCCCCCGCGCCUGUCCCAGGUGAGCAGUCAGAGCUCGGGGCGGCUGAGCUAAGUGUCUGCCAGGGAGAGGACUCUCCCAUUCCAAACCAUGACCUCCCCUGCGCAAUGCCUGCCUAGUGCUGGGGAGCGCUGCUGGGCUGAGGGCAGAGGCCAGCUUGCCCUGCUGCACCAGCCCCUUUGGGAGCCGGGCGAGGGCCCUCAGAGAAGAAGCCUGCCCAGACAACACUGCGGGAGCUGGGCUCAGAGCGAGUGUUCCAGCCUGCUCCCCAUAGCCCCGAUGGGGUAAUGCCCCCACUAGGGGCGCUGGUACCCAGGUGGAGCUCAGCUGUGCCCCUGGGUUUUAGGCUCUGUGUUCUGGGCGUUACUAUAUAGCAGGGCAUUGACAAGUGAAAUAAAGCGUGUGAUGCUCUAACAUCAGGAUUCAUGGCACUCUGGAGUCCAUGGCCAGGAAAUCUGCCUGCCAUGGGGAAGCUGGCACAUAUGUGAUGAG